GCCCUCCCAACGAUCCCAUCACCAAGUCUUCGGAUACAUCCACAGCCAGAUCUGCUCCCCCCCCCUCCUCUCCUCUCGAUCCACAGAAACCGCGCAAGAAGCACCCGAUCCCCCAAGGCAAAUCGGCAGGAAGAUCGCCGUCGUCGUCGCCAUGGCGCAGAGGGCGCUGGAGCUGACCCUGAUAUCGGGCAAGGACCUCAAGGACGUGAACCUCUUCUCGGCCAUGGAGGUGUACGCGGUCGUCUCGCUCUCCGGCGACCCGCGCUCCCGCCAGCGCGUCGCCACCGACCGCUCCGGCGGCCGCAACCCGACCUGGAACGCCACGGUCCGGUUCACCGUCCCCGCCAGCGCCGCGGGGUCCGUCCACGUGCUGCUCCGCGCCGAGCGCGCCCUCGGCGACCGCGACGUCGGCGAGGUCCACAUCCCGCUCUCCGAGCUGCUCUCCGGCGCCCCGGAUGGCCCUGUGCCCGUCAAGUUCGUCGCCUACCAGGUCCGCAAGAUCGGGUCCGGGAAGCCCCAGGGGGUGCUCAACUUCUCGUACAAGCUCGGCGAGGUGACACAGGGCCAGGCCGGUGGCGCCUACGGUGGUGCGCAGGCCGCGUACGCCCAGCCUCCCCCGGCCGCCGCCUACCCGCCGCAGGGCGCGUAUCCCCCGGCCGGCAAGGCUGACGCCUACGGGGCUCCGUCCGCGUACCCGCCGCAGUCCGCGUACCCGCAGGCUGCGAAGGCCGACGGAGCAGCAACCGCUGGUGCCUACCCACCUCCCUCCGGCUACCCACCUGCCGGAAAGACAGGCGAGCCAUCCACCGCCUACCCCGCACCCGCCGGCUACCCACCCGCUGGUCCGUCAGGAAAGCCAGCGAAGGCAGGCGAGCCAGUGACGGCCUACCCAGCGGCCGCCGCGGGACCCAGCACCGGCGCUCCCUACGGCGCCCCGCCCCCGCAGUACGGCUACGGGUACCCACCGCAGCAGCCGACCGGGUACGGCUACCCGCCCCCGCCGCCGCAAGGAGGGUACGGCGGCUACGGCUACCCGCCGCAGCAGCCGGCCGGGUAUGGGUACCAGCAGCAGGCCGUGAAGCCGCCGAAGAAGAGCGGCAUGGGGAUGGGCCUGGGCGCGGGGCUCCUCGGAGGCGCGCUCGGCGGGCUCCUCAUCGGCGACAUGAUCUCCGACUCCGCCGGAGGGUAUGACGCCGGCUACGACGCCGGGUUCGACGACGGCGGUGGCUUCGAUUUCUAGAUGGUUGGGAGGAUAAGAUAUGCAGCAGCACAGUUCUUUUGUACGUCCUUGGUAUUUCUUCAGUUCUUUUGUCUUCGGAUUUUCUGCUCAAAAUCGCCGGCGCCUCUGGGCGCUGCUAGUAUGAUAUGGUAAUGUAAAUAUGAGUUUUAACAUGAUAUAUUCUGUAAAUUUCUGUCUCUGUUGGGCUCGAAUCUCUGAUAAUUUGGCCGUAUUGUCUUUGUGCUCAUUCAUUCGA
This is a messenger RNA of Triticum dicoccoides, 1475 nucleotides long. RefSeq names its product protein SRC2-like. Gene Ontology annotation, biological process: defense response. The transcript has a single exon. Bases 152 to 1240 code for a protein of 362 amino acids. The record is from RefSeq and is a predicted model, not a curated record. Lineage: Eukaryota; Viridiplantae; Streptophyta; Magnoliopsida; Poales; Poaceae.